Molecule: messenger RNA, 1725 nt
Organism: Manihot esculenta (cassava)
Lineage: Eukaryota; Viridiplantae; Streptophyta; Magnoliopsida; Malpighiales; Euphorbiaceae
Exons: 2
Coding region: 165-1424 (419 amino acids)
Source: RefSeq, a predicted model, not a curated record
CCAGCAGUGAGUGAGAAGGCAAAACGUUAAAACAGGGGAGCCGACAUACAAACGUUGAUGUUUCCGAAGCUCUCCUAUGCAGUGACGUACAUUUCGAUUUAAUCUUCGCUUUCACCAUUAUAACUCAAAGCUCAAGCAACCCUUUCUUCCCCCAGCUCUCAACAAUGGAUCCAUGUCCAUUUGUUCGUUUAAUCAUUGAAUCUCUUGCUCUCAAACUCCCUUUGGCCACCAAACCAGCUGGUUCCGGCGUCCACCCAUCAACUACGCCUUGUUUCUGCAAACUACGCAUCAAGAACUUUGCUUCACAAACUGCUCUCCUCCCUCUCUGUUCUUCUGCUAAUGACUCUCCCCCUGAAACCUCCACCUCCGCCACCGGCUUCCAUCUCGAUGCUACUGCUAUUCGCCGGCUCUCUGGUAAGCCUAUCACACUCCGUGUGGAAGUGUACACUGGCCGGAUGGGACACACCUGUGGGGUCAACGGCGGGAAGUUACUGGGUCAAGUUCAGGUUAGUGUGGAUUUGGAGAAUGUCCAGUCCAGCCCAAGAGUGUUUCAAAAUGGAUGGUUAAAGUUGGGGAACCAGCCAGAUAAACCAGCGGCUCGACUCCAUCUAGUGGUCCGGGUUGAACCAGACCCUCGGUUUGUUUUUCAGUUUGGUGGCGAACCUGAGUGUAGCCCAGUGGUUUUUCAGACACAAGGGAAUAUACUCCAGCCUGUUUUCAGUUGCAAGUUCAGUGCCGACCGGAACUCAAGAUCCCGAUCUCUUCCGUCAGAUUUCACCGUCAAUAGCAACAGAGGAUGGAGGAGAACCUUUUCCGGCGAGAAAGAACAAGCAGGAAGGGAGCGAAAAGGAUGGAUGGUUAUGAUAUACGACCUCUCUGGUUCACCAGUAGCUGCUGCGUCCAUGAUCACACCAUUUGUUCCAUCUCCGGGCACAGAUCGUGUUUCUCGAUCAAACCCAGGUGCAUGGCUAAUCCUCCGCCCUCAUGGCAUCUCUGUCAGCAGCUGGAAACCAUGGGGCCGCUUAGAGGCGUGGAGAGAGAGAGGUCCUAUAGAUGGACUCGGUUACAAAUUUGAGCUGGUAACUGAUAAUGGUGGCCCAAGCAGAGGCAUCCCCAUUGCUGAAUCUACAAUAAGUUUGAAAAAAGGUGGCCAGUUUUGCAUUGAUAGUAGGUUAAUAAAGGAUUCUGCAUUGAAUUCAAGAUCACCCGUCAAGGGUUUCGUGAUGUGUUCGACGGUGGAAGGCGAAGGAAAGAUCAGCAAACCAGUGGUGCAAGUUGGAGUACAGCAUGUGACGUGCAUGGCUGAUGCAGCGUUGUUUAUAGCUCUUUCAGCUGCUAUUGAUCUGAGCAUGGACGCUUGCCGCCUCUUCUCCCACAAGCUCAGGAAGGAGCUUUGCCAUGACGUGCAUGAUUCGUUGUCUUAAGAGCUUAUAAUUUAUGCAUGCAGUGAGAACCAAUUAGUUUUUAGGGCACAAACUGUUGGUUUGAGCAGUGGAAAGUCGUUUAAUUUUGAUUUUUUUUUUUAUUUUAAUUAAUUAAUUUAUUUUUUAAAGUUUGCUAUAUAUUAUUUCAUUUCAUUUUAUCUUGGAAGGAGAGUGGGAUCUCAUGUGACGUGGGUUUUUGGAAGUAGGUAAUUUAUUGUCGGUUUUGGUUUUCUUUUUUUUUUUUUUCAGUCUGAAACUGUACAGAGACUAAAGAAAAAGGCAAUUGUUUUCUUUGUUCUCA